UUGCUCCGUUUCCCACAAUUGGUAAACCCCAAUUAUAAGAAAGAAGCAGCCAUUUUGAUAGACAGAUGAAAGAGAUGACGUCUAUUGAAAAAAGAUAAACAAUACACAUUACCGAAGAUUUUUGUUGAAUAACACAUUUCAACAGUGAUGGAUGGAAAUACAGUUGAAAAUGAACCAGAGACUGCGGCUCCGUCAGAUCCAUCUUCACAGGAUUGUGCAGAUAAAGAUGCAGUGGAGAAAGAGGAUAGUCCAACGAAUGGAAAAAGACAACUAGAAGAUGAAGAAGUUGAUAAAGCUGAAAGUCCUCCAGUUAAAAGGUCUAAGACCACUGAUGAUGAAAAGGAAUCUGAAACUGCUGACAAAGAGGAAUCAGAAAAAAUGGAUGUCAGUCAAACUGAAGAAGCUCCUGAAGAGAAAUCUGAGGACAAUAAAGUAGAAAUUGUGGAAAAACAUGAUGAUGGAAAGAUAAUAGAAAAUACUGCAGAAAAGGAAACGACAGAUGAUAAAGAAAAAACUAAAACUGAGGAUAAUGAAAGUGUUUUAGUUAAUAAGGUGGAGGACAUAUCAAAAGACAGUAAGGUUGUGAUGAAUGGAGUAAAUGGUGAUGAUAAUGUAGAGGAAGAUAUGGGUUUGGAUAAUAAAUCGGAAAAUGAAGAGAAAACUAAAGAAGGUUCAGUGCAUUCUGAAGACAGUGAGAAAGAAAAUGUUGAUGUGCCAAUGGAUUUAAGCAGAAAGUCUGCAACACCAGUGAAAGACGUUAUCAUGCUAUCUGAUGAGGAAGAAGCAAAUGAGGCGAGAAUGAAUGGAGAACAGGAUUAUAGUCUAGAUGAUCUCAAACUAAAACGAAAGAUGAUUAAACGUCUUCAAGCCGAACUUAGAAAUGAAGAGGCAAAAUUAGUGUUACUGAAAAAGUUGAGAUUUAGUCAGAUGUCUCAACAAGUAGCAGAUAAUGUGGCAAGAAAGACUCCACAGCCUAAUCAGCAUUCCUCACAGCCUCCACCUCUUGUGAGAGGGAACCAGCAAAAUGGUCAGCAAGCCAAGCCGGCACACAGCCAGCCACCUCAGCUGCAGAGACCAAAUGGAAACAUACUCAAUAACAAGUCGCAAGGGCCGCCACCAUUGGUGAUGGCACCUAGAGUGGAUCAGCAACAACUUAUAAGGAACCAGAUGAAGUUACUGCAGCAGCAACAACAGCAGCAGCAGCAGUUGAACUCUGGAAAACAACAGCAGAAUAAUCUGUCUGGAUUCCGCGGAACCCAGGCACAGGCAGAUGCUUUAAGGCAGAUGCAACAAGUACAGCAGAGAACUGUUGAAGAAACUCCUGCACAACGUCAAGCAGCUGCAAAACUUGCCUUAAGGAAACAACUGGAGAAGACCCUGCUUCAAAUUCCCCCUCCUAAACCACCUCCGCCAGAGAUGAAUUUUAUUCCAAGUCUUGCUAGUCCUGAUUUCAUAUACCUGCUUGGGUUAGAGGAAGCUGUGAAUUUUAUUAUCGACACAAAUCUAAUAUCAAAAGGUCGUAAAAACCCAGAUGAGAAAAUGGUGUGUAAUCCAUUUACAUGUGUUCAGUGCGGAACAGAUUUCACUCCAGUUUGGAAACGUGAAAAGCCAGGCUCAAAGAAUGUAAUAUGCGAGCAGUGUGUAACAUCAAAUCAAAAGAAAGCUCUGAAACAAGAGCACACAAAUAGACUAAAGAGUGCUUUUGUGAAAGCUCUCCAGCAAGAGCAAGAGAUUGAAAGAAUGCAGUCACAGGAGAUGAAAUCGGCACCAGUGUCUGUGCCAAAGGAAAAAUCAGAUUCUCGUUCAGAGCGAGAUUCAAGGGAAUCCUCGGCAAGGAAUGCUGCGGCGCAAGCAUACAAGGAGUCUAUGGAGACUCUACGACAGCAUCAGAAUCUUGUCCAGGCGCACCAGGCUGCAGCUUUACGUAUGGGUCAGCCCCUAGGAUUGCAGGGUUUCAACCCCAGGGCACCAUUCCCCUAUCAGCUGCCAUUUGCAGCAAGGGCUUCAGAUCUCCAGAGGCAGUAUUUACUAGACAUGAUACCCAAAGGUGGUCUACCUUGGAAUUCUUAGUUACAGUGUAAAAAUAUUUUGUUACUUGAAGCUCAGUUUUUAUAUAAUAAUUUCUCAUGUGGUGCUGGAUGCUUUAUACAAAAUCAUGUAUUUAUAGCGAAAUAAGGGCAUGACUAUUACUUACUUUGUUGAUCUUUUUACUAAGAAUUCUGAAUGGCUUAUACUACCAGUAGUCGAUCACUGACACUUACAGAAUAUAAAAUAAGCUUGCUGUUAUGUAUAACUGAUCAAGGAAAAUUUGCUUAUGUUGGAGCUUUGGUCAUUGCUGUUAAAAAGGAGUUUAGUUUCUAAAAAAAAUUUUAAGAUCAGUAAUAGACCUGCAGGGAUAUAGUGAAACUUAAAUUUUUUAACGAACUUUAAAGAUGAUCCGAAUGAUCAGACCAAAAAAGAUGAUUUCAUUCUGAAUUUUUUGUUUUGAUUAUUAUUUUACCCACAAUGUUAAAACUUACAACAUUUUCACGAUAACUUAAAAGUUAAACUGACAAUGUAGAAUGUUUACUCAAUUAGUUUUAGAAGUGUUUGGUUUAUGAAUAGUUUUUUCUCAGUAAUACCCUUUAAAGACUUCGCAAACUUCAUGGCAAAGUUUUAUAAUAAAUCUGUAGAUGCAGUUACACAUGUUUGUAAUAUUAACUUGCCUAGCAGUAUUAAUCAUCAAAAAUGCACGCUUUACAAGGUCUCAAUUUUGUUUUCAUCUUUUUCACUUGCUGUUGUAAAAUUGUUAAGUAUGAUUUGUUUUGUAUUUGGUUGUUAAAAGUUGUAACAUUGACUACUGCUAUGUUUGAGAUAUCUUUAGUUUUUAGCUCACCUGUCACAAACUGACAAGGUGAGCUUUUGUGAUCGCGCGGUGUCCGUCGUUCGUGCGUCCGUAAACUUUUCCUUGUGACAUCUCUAGAGGUCACAUUUUUCAUGGGAUCUUUAUGAAAAUCGGUCAGAAUGUUCAUCUUGGUAAAUUCUAGGUCAAGUUCGAAACUGGGUCACCUGCCUUCAAAAACUAGGUCAGUAGGUCUAAAAUAGAAAAACAUUGUGACCUCUCUAGAGGCCAUAAUUUUCAAUGGAUCUUCAUGGAAAUUGGUCAGAAUAUUCACCUUGAUGAUAUCUAGGUCAAGUUGGAAACUGGGUCACAUGCGGUCAAAAACUAGGUCAGUAGGUCUAAAAAUAGAAAAACCUUGUGACCUCUCUAGAGGCCAUACUUGUGAAUGGAUCUCC
Molecule: messenger RNA, 3276 nt
Organism: Mercenaria mercenaria
Lineage: Eukaryota; Metazoa; Mollusca; Bivalvia; Venerida; Veneridae
Product: transcriptional repressor p66-alpha-like
Exons: 4
Coding region: 148-2070 (640 amino acids)
Biological process (GO): negative regulation of transcription by RNA polymerase II
Cellular component (GO): NuRD complex
Molecular function (GO): sequence-specific DNA binding
Source: RefSeq, a predicted model, not a curated record